Molecule: messenger RNA, 1197 nt
Organism: Cornus florida
Lineage: Eukaryota; Viridiplantae; Streptophyta; Magnoliopsida; Cornales; Cornaceae
Product: dof zinc finger protein DOF1.4-like
Exons: 1
Coding region: 370-1107 (245 amino acids)
Biological process (GO): regulation of DNA-templated transcription
Molecular function (GO): DNA binding; DNA-binding transcription factor activity
Source: RefSeq, a predicted model, not a curated record
AGUUACUAUUAUUAGAAGAAUAGCAAGUUGUAUAUUUUUAUACAGUUGCCAAGGCACAACCAAAUACUACACUACACCUCGCAUAUAUCAAUCAGAACCAUCUUGGACCAUACAACCUCAAGCAAUAUAAACUCUCUCUCUCUCUCUCUCUCUCAUUAUUAUUCCUUUUACAGAUAGAUGGAUCAUAUAUAUUGAUAGGUAUAGAAAGAGAUUGAUAUAUAUAUAUAUAUAUAUAUAUAUAUUAUACAUGCUCAUUUAUCAUCACCCUAUUGCACAAACCAAUUCGCAAUAUCAUCACAAAGUCUUUUUCUUUUCUUUUUUUUUUUUUUUUUUUUUUGCUUUUUAGAGCUUUUGUGUGUGAAUUUGGAGAUGGGUUUGAGUACAAAACUGGUUUCUGGUGACUAUGAGCUGGAUUGUGGGCAGACCUUGUUGCAGUCCGGAACUAUGGAGAUGCUGAAAGCUAAUCCGGUGAGGCGACAACCGCGACAACAAUCAGAGGCAGUGGCAUGUCCGAGGUGUAGCUCUACAAACACAAAAUUCUGUUACUACAACAAUUACAACAAGUCGCAGCCUCGCCAUUUCUGCAGAGCUUGCAAGAGGCACUGGACUAAAGGUGGCGCUCUUCGCGACAUCCCCGUUGGUGGGGCUCACAAAAAUAAGCGGCACAAGAAAUCAAACACCACCACCACCGCCACUGUCACCACCACGGCCAGUAGUACUAUUUCGACAGCCGUGAUCAAAAGUAAUAAUACCCAUAUGGGUGGUGAUCGGAGUUUUUGUGGCAACUUUACAUGUUCGAGCGGUUUAUUGGUACCUCAAAAUCAGAAUUUACACUUUCCUUUUGAAAGCUCGAGCUAUGUUGACACCAACCCAUCUUUAGUUUCAACCUAUUUUCAGUCCUUGAAUGGUUACAACAGCUCUGGAGAGUUGAAAACUGUGGAGGAGAGCAUGCCAAGAACAAGCAGCAUUAUUUCUCAGCCAUGGCAGGUUUCUUCUACAAGCAGUGUCAUGGACAUGCCAAGCUAUUGGAAUUGGGAUGAUAUUGGUACACUGGUCUCUACUGAUCUCAACAUAGCAUGGGAUGAUCAUACUGAUUUCAAACCCUAAGGGAAAUUUUGAUGAUUUCAUUAGCAGAGAUCAGUUUGUGUGAAUGGUAUGUUUUUAUAUAUAUAUAUGAUGGGUUGCUUCUUUUCUUUA